This is a messenger RNA of Cyphellophora attinorum, 1338 nucleotides long. Its product is annotated as RNA polymerase II transcription factor B subunit 4. The transcript is spliced from 2 exons. The record is from RefSeq and is a predicted model, not a curated record. NCBI's taxonomy places the organism in Eukaryota, Fungi, Ascomycota, Eurotiomycetes, Chaetothyriales, Cyphellophoraceae. Gene Ontology annotation, biological process: regulation of DNA-templated transcription; nucleotide-excision repair. The coding region runs from base 1 to 1338 and encodes 445 amino acids. Gene Ontology annotation, cellular component: transcription factor TFIIH holo complex; transcription factor TFIIH core complex.
AUGGACGGCCUGGAGACAAAUGAUCGCUCACAGCAGACCACUACAGAGCAAAGCCCAUCUCUUCUCACAAUCAUCCUCGACACAAAUCCCGCAGCGUGGGCUCUUCUAUCAGACACGCUACCUCUGUCUGCCGUGGUGGCAAAUAUCCUGGUCUUCAUCAAUGCCCAUCUAGCGUGUAAUUUCACCAACAAAGUCGCCGUCAUCGCGAGCCAACCGGACAAAGCGCAAUGGCUCUAUCCACCUUCGCAGGAGCAACAGACGGCAGCGCGGGAGGAUGCAGCAGAGGAUACACCAAGACCAGCGAAACGUGUCAAGCUCAAUAGCGCACAACCCACCAAUAGUGACGCCGAUUUCACCGACGGCAGCAAAUACAGGCCUUUUCGCCUCAUAGAGACUGCACUCCUCAAUUCCCUGACAGAGCUCCUGAAUAAAACGACGCCAACAGAUCUGGAUCCCUCAUCCAGCACUUCCACCAUGAUCGCGGGUGCCCUUACCCUCGCUCUCAGCUACAUCAAUCGGGAGUCCAUUGCCUACUCCGAAUCCAUUGUCGGCGUUGCCACUGAUCCGACUACCCAGCAGACAGCUGAUACAUCCUCUCCCUCACGCCUACAAUCUCGUAUUCUCCUCAUCUCCGCCUCCCCAACCACCGACCUCGCGCACCAGUAUAUCCCCGUUAUGAACGCGAUUUUUGCCUGCCAGCGCCUGAGCAUCCCAAUCGACAUCCUGGCCAUCCCACUUCCAAAGUUCUCGCCCACCAACUCAUCCGAUACCCAAUCCGGCACCCCCGCGAUCUCAUCCUCAAAUUCCACCGUCUUCCUCCAACAAGCCUCCGACGCCACAAACGGCAUUUACCUACCCUUCACCUUCCCUCCUACCGGCAGCAGCAGCAGCAGCUCUCAGCAACCCCGAAUAGCACAAACCUCAUCCGCCCUCCUCCAACUCCUCCUCUCCCCGCUUCUCCCCUCGCCACUCGUCCGCACCCACCUCACCUCGCCGACCCUAAUCAACAUCGACUUCCGCGCCGCCUGCUUCUGCCACCGUCGCGUCAUCGACUUGGGAUAUGUGUGCAGUGUGUGUCUCAGCAUCUUCUGUGAGCCGCCGCUGGCGGAGGAGCAGCCGGGACCGUCUACGCCAACGCCAGGAGAGCCAGGGGGGAAGCAACAGGAGCCAGCGUAUGAGUGUUUCACGUGUGGGACGCGGCUUGGGUUGGGAGAGGGCGUUGGGAGGAAGCCCAUUGUGGUUGCGAGGAGAAAGAAGAAGAAGAAGGUCGCUGGGGCGAGGAGUGGGCUUGCGGGUGGGGAAGGGAAUAGUAGAGUCGGGACACCUGUGCCUGGGUGA